AUGCGAAUUGUCGAAUGCGGUAACUGCCGAACUCCGCAGUACGUGAGUGCGCAUGGGCGCAUCUUCAUAUGUUGCGGAUGCCAUUGUGCAAAUCGAAUACCUUUAGAUACUGGGCGAGCAGAGGAGCUGGUUAUUCCAGAAGGUCCUCUGAAGAAGUUCGAGUUUAAGAAGGGUGGUGAAAACUACUGGCAGGCCAGAGUUACGCAGAAGAAGAACAACGCGCGCAAUCUAAGAAAGCAGAAAGAGCUUCCAGAUCGGGAGCACUGGGAGGCUCUUCUUGUGAGCGAUUGGCAAAAUCUCAUCGAGGCACCAGCUAGUGUCAAAGCUGACUUUCAGUGCGUUGAGAUCGCUGCGAAUCAAACGUGGAAGGCUCUCCAAUACGCAGCAGAUGAACUCCGUGACGAUCCUGUCUUUGUGCUUCCGAUUGUGGAGAGGUGUUGGUGGGCUCUUGAAUGCCUUGGUGAGAAUGCUCGAAGAGAUGAAGAAGUGGCUAUUGCUAGACCGACUUGA
Cladocopium goreaui is the source of this 510-nucleotide messenger RNA. NCBI's taxonomy places the organism in Eukaryota, Dinophyceae, Suessiales, Symbiodiniaceae. The record is from the annotation of a GenBank genome assembly.